Molecule: messenger RNA, 734 nt
Organism: Rhagoletis zephyria (snowberry fruit fly)
Lineage: Eukaryota; Metazoa; Arthropoda; Insecta; Diptera; Tephritidae
Source: RefSeq, a predicted model, not a curated record
AUGAGUCGCAUAUCCCAGCCGCUCGGGAAUGUAAUCGUAAGUAUAACUAGUAUUUAAUCAUUAAUAUUCAACAACUCUUCUUUCUUCCCUUCUUUUGUCGGUUUCAGCUAACCAACCACCUCUAAAAAGAAAGCGUUUUUUCACAAAAAACGAUUUCAAUAAUGCAAUCGAAAAUAAACAGAGUACGAGUACCAGUGCAAAUAUCUCAAAUGAGGGUAAUUUAUUACAAAAAUUUUAACUGAAUACAAUUUUUUACUAAAUUUAUAUAAACUUUUGUUUCAGAAAUUAUGGAAACCUUGAAAGUGGUCCUAAAAACCCAAAAUGAAUUGAUAGAAGGCAUAAAUAAAAUUAACCAUAAUCAAACCACCAUUGUUCAAAACCAAAUCCAAAUCUACGAGGUAUUGGAACAGGUUCAGCAAAACGCCGUUAAUAAAAGUGAAAUGGAAGCGCAAAAUAUGAUGUUACGAGAAUGCAAGGUGGUAGCAAAGAAGAUUGAGAGGUCGGUUUGUCGAAUGACUGGAGAAAUUUCUGACAAAAAUUUAGAUGACAUCGCCAGUUCUCUGCCACUGCAGUCCGAUUGCGCUGUGGAUUUAAUGGAAACCAAGUUACGAGAUCCAGAGUAUGCACAAGCCAUGGUAAAGAAUUAUAUGAUGGAAUGCUUAUUUUACAUACUAAUUGCUGUACAUAUAUUUUCAAAAGGCCACAUAUAUCACAAAAUUAAAAGGUGUGUCUGA